AUGUCUCAAUUCACACAACUCCUCGCUAUUGUUCUCGCCGCGCUCAGCGUCCAAGCCAUCGUCGUGCCCACCCGCCGCGAUGCCCCAGAACCUCGUCCUAUUAAGAACGGUUUUGUGAAACGACAAGCGCAAGUUGAGCUCGCAGCCGUCUCGUCAUCGUCGCCGUCGCAGAGUUCAGUUCCUGGUCACGUUGAUCUUAUCACUUCUAACGGCCAAACGACUGGACAUUUGCUCGCAGACUUUGCUCAAGGAAGAUUUGACAGCUCGCCGGACACGUGGACUUCGCUGUAUCUUGCGUCUCUGAACUCUGACAACACUCGAACUGCGCUCCAAGUUCCGACUGCAAACGGCACUCUUUGCGCGACAUUCCAAAAGAAGACUUCAUCGUCGUCAACCCCGAAGCCUCUUGGUCUUGCUGAUUGCAUCGACAAUGGCGCAACUUCGACGACAAGCCAGACUUUUGCGUACAACAAGACUUCUGGAGUAAUCACGCCUGUUUGGGGAGAAGAUCCUGCUACAAUUGGCGCUGAUACUAACCCGAAUGACUAUGCUGAACGUCGCCGUGACACUGCGCCGCCGCCGCCGCCAACGAGUGUGACGCUCAAGUUUAUUGCUGACUCUGUUUCGUCUUCUUCUUCUUCGAGUUCUGCUGCUGGUGCUUCUGCGACGAUAUUCAACGCCCAAGUGCAAUCUCCGCCGACGUCGUCGAUCAGCAGCGCACAGUUUCUUCCGCCGCUGUCUUCAGCUUCCUCGUCAACAGUCGGCUCGGUUUCUUCGUCGACCAGUGACAGCUUCUCGAGCUCGUCCACGCCUUUGAUGAGUAAUCAAGCUUUGUCACCCAGCGCGUCAGUAUCUCCAACUCCCGCAGCCGCAGGUCGUCGUCGUCGAAGACUUUAG
Mycena indigotica is the source of this 897-nucleotide messenger RNA. RefSeq lists its product as uncharacterized. The record is from RefSeq and is a predicted model, not a curated record. The transcript is spliced from 4 exons. NCBI's taxonomy places the organism in Eukaryota, Fungi, Basidiomycota, Agaricomycetes, Agaricales, Mycenaceae. Bases 1 to 897 code for a protein of 298 amino acids.